Molecule: messenger RNA, 1227 nt
Organism: Lactuca saligna
Lineage: Eukaryota; Viridiplantae; Streptophyta; Magnoliopsida; Asterales; Asteraceae
Source: the annotation of a GenBank genome assembly
AUGGGAUACAAGGAGUCUUUUUCUACACUCUUUAAAUUCCGCAAGCCCAACCUUCCUCCCCAAUGGAAUGCUUUAUUUACGAUCUUGUUCAAAAGCUUUUCUGAAAGAAUUACAGGAUCCGACUGUGCAAGUAAGUUAUUCACAACCCUCAUCUAUGGGAUCUGCACAAGAAUGAACAUCGAUUAUGGAGCUGUUCUAUGGGAUAAGGGAUUAUUUUUGCCGAUCCAUCAAAGUGCUCAUUCAUUGGAUCUAUCCAUGAAGUCAUGUUUCAAGAUGUUCCUGCUUCAAGUAAACUCUUGGAAGGGUUCCAUAAACUUUCACCUUCGGGGUUUAGGCCACUUACUCCAGAAAUGCAGGCACUUCUUGAUACCGCUUAUAAAUGAAAGAAAGGUGGAAAGGGGUCAAAAAAAGAGGUUAAGAAAGCUGAAGAGAAGAAAACAACCGGCUCGCAAACGGAAGACUCCUACUCCCUCUGCUAGCGAAGAGUCAAAUUCGGACACUAAGUCAGAUGUUCGUGUUGAGACAACUCAACCCAUUCGCAAUGAGGAGGAAAUCCUAGUUCGUAAUGAAGAGGUAGAGAAAGUUCAUAAUCAAGAGCCUCCAUUUCACAAUGAAGAAGAUACUACGAACCGAGAGGUACUUCAAUCUGUUCAUGACUCAGUUCCCUCUCCUCCUCCUUCUCCAAAAUCAACCUCGAUUCCCAUUACUAUUGCUCCUUUUCCACCCCCUGUUAUCUCAUCUCAACCUACUAUGGUUCCCAUCUCAACACCAAUCUUAACCACUUCCACUACUAAUCCCAUCACUUCAACAAUUCCUAAUGCUUCGGUCAACGUAUCUGAUAUGGGGGCUACAAUUUUAGUGUUGACUACCCCUGUUUCCUCAUCCCUUUCUUCUAUUCGUAAUGAUGAUCUGAAAAUGAUAUUUGCUGAAGAUAGUGAUGGAGACGAUCUAGGCGGAUUCACUUAUAGUCAAUUCCAUAUCAGGACUGAUAGUGAAGAUGAAGCCUCAAUUUCGAUAGGGAAGCUGAAAGCUAUUCAUGAGAAGCUUGAUCAAUUGUUGCUAGCCUCCAAGGCUUCCUCUUCUGAUUCAUAUUCAAAAGCAAUGGUUGAAUCAUUAUUUGAGAGAAUAAUGAAGGCCCAUGAAGAAAAUGCUAAAAAGAUGAAUGCAUCAUUUUUUUUUAAUCUGUUGAAUUCCGCAAAUCCACUACUAAAAAAGUCGAUAAACUAA